Nematolebias whitei (Rio pearlfish) is the source of this 940-nucleotide messenger RNA. Its product is annotated as metal transporter CNNM1. NCBI's taxonomy places the organism in Eukaryota, Metazoa, Chordata, Actinopteri, Cyprinodontiformes, Rivulidae. The coding region runs from base 1 to 780 and encodes 259 amino acids. The record is from RefSeq and is a predicted model, not a curated record. The transcript is spliced from 3 exons.
AUGAAGUUUGAAACUGGUCCGUUCUCUUACUACGGAGUCAUGGCUCUGAGUACAUCGUCACUGGAGUUUCGUUCCCCAUCACACGGGGGCAACCUCAACCGCUCGGCAUCCCUAAGCUGCACUGAGCGCGCUCAAGAGAGCAGCUCCAUCGGUGGGAGCAACACUCAGAUCCCAGGAACCCCCUUCCAGUACAUCCCAGACUUCAGCGUCCGAGCUCUCGCUGAUCUUCAGUUUGUCAUGGUCACUCGUGCUCAUUACCAGAACGCUCUCCUGGCAUCUAGGCUGGACAGCACGCCACAGUCUCCAGAGGGCAGCCACACUCGCUUGGACACAUCUGUUUCUUUGCCUCCUUUUACGCAAGUGGGAGCACACACCCUGCCGCCAUUGGCCACGCCACCUGCAAGGCAUCCAUCAUCCAACACUCAGUCAACGCCGCAGAGCGGCCGCGCCAGCUUCACCAUUGGCACUUCCUCCUCUAGUCGCAGGCCGAGCCAGUCUGUGCCCCAACUCAACCCUUCUCUUAAUAGCCACUCCUCUCUCUCCCAAACGUCUCCCUCCUCUGUGAGCACAGUGCUGUGCCCCAUAAACCCACCACUGACUUCCGUGCCCUCCAAAUCCCAGCGGUCCUCUCCCUCUGAAAGCCCAGAAAAUGGUCCUGAAGAGACCACCACUCUGCUCAGUGAGCAGCAGAACUGUGUUGGCCCCCGCCAGCCCAGCCACACCCAACCACCCCCACAGGGUCACUCUGUCAGCCAUGCACACACUGAAAGCACCAUUUAGCUAUAGUACCUCUAGAAAAACUACCCGUUCACCCUCUGGCACUAUAUCUUGUUCCUGUACACUGGCUGUGUCCAAAACUUUUGUACUUGAAUGAACUGGAGGAUCAGCACAAACUUCAGAGAUCCUCCAUCAUCCCUUCCUGCUUGAUCCCCACCCAACA